Messenger RNA from Oikopleura dioica, 1356 nucleotides. The record is from the annotation of a GenBank genome assembly. NCBI's taxonomy places the organism in Eukaryota, Metazoa, Chordata, Appendicularia, Copelata, Oikopleuridae.
AUGUCUAGUUCGGAAUCGGAGCACGAGCAAGACGAAAAUCAAGAGGAGGAAUUCACUCUUGAAGGACUGGAAGCCUGGCAAAGUCUCGGCGUUUGCGAUGAAGUGGCACAGACGGCGGUGGAUUUGAAAUGGAGCAAGCCGACUCCCAUCCAGCAGAAGAGCAUUCCCAUCGCUAUCGAGGGAAAGGACGUCAUUGGCUUGGCGGAGACCGGAUCGGGAAAGACAGCUGCCUUCGCCAUUCCCGUUCUUCAGAGUCUUUUAAAAACGCCUGGCGGCGGGCGCCUUUCAUGUCUAGUUUUGACUCCGACUCGAGAACUGGCUUUUCAAAUCCGCGAACAAUUCCAAGCUCUCGGUAGCGCGAUCGGUUUGUCCUGCGCCUGCAUCGUCGGCGGCAUCGAAAUGAUGAGCCAGCAAUUAGCGCUGGCCAAGAAGCCGCACGUGAUAGUCGCCACGCCCGGUCGACUGGUCGAUCAUUUGGAGAAAACGAGGGGGUUCGGACUCAAAGCGCUCAAGUUCUUGAUCAUGGACGAGGCGGAUCGCAUUUUGAACUUGGAUUUUGAAGCAGAAGUUGACAAGAUUCUACGCGCUAUUCCACGAGAAAGACAGACUAUGCUCUUUUCAGCGACAAUGACCGCAAAAGUAAAGAAACUGCAGCGAGCGGCGCUCAAAAACCCCGUCAAAGUGUCGAUCAACUCGAAGUACAAAACAGUCGACAAAAACAUCCAGAAAUACUUGUUCAUUCCCGAAGCGCACAAAGAAUGCUACUUGGUCUCUCUUUUGAACGAAUUGCAGGGCUCCAGUUUCAUGAUUUUCACUUCUACUUGCGCCAAGACCUCGCUCAUCGCCAGACUCGUCAAGCGACUCGGCUACGAUUCUGUUCCUUUACACGGGCAAAUGAGCCAACAAAAGCGACUGGGCGCCCUGGCUCGCUUCAAAGCCAAAUCUCGCUCGAUUCUGGUUUGCACCGACGUCGCCAGUCGCGGUCUUGACGUUCCCCACGUCGAUGUAGUCAUCAACUACGAUGUGCCGACAAACACGAAAGAUUAUAUCCACCGAGUGGGACGAACUGCCCGAGCUGGACGAGCGGGAAAAUCAGUCACUUUUGUUUCGCAAUACGACGUCGAGUUGUACCAGAAGAUCGAAGCCCACAUUGGAAAGAAACUGGACCAGUGGCCGCACGAAAAGGACGAAGUGAUGGCUUUGAAAGAACGGGUGGACGAAGCGAAGCGAAUCGCCGUCCAGGAAAUCAAGGAAGAAGACGCGAAACGAAAGAGCAAAAAGAAGCGACAGUUCGACGAAGAAGGAAGCAUAAAAGACAGAAUCGGAAAAGUGAAGCACAAAAAGAGACGAAAAUGA